AUGAAUCACGAUCCAUUUCUUUGGGGCAGACCAAGUAACGAAACAUACGGCCAGUAUAACCAUGCCAUUGCCAAUGCGUCCAAUCACAAUGAAUUCCCCAAGAUGAAUACUCAACAACCAAUAAUUACCGGUACUUCAGUUUUAGGAAUCAAAUUUAAAGAUGGGGUCAUAUUAGCAGCAGAUAAUUUAGGGUCCUACGGGUCAUUAUUGCGUUUUAAUAAUAUUGAAAGAUUGAUCAAGGUUGGAUCCGAAACGGUGGUUGGUGUUAGUGGAGAUAUUUCUGAUUUACAACAAUUGAAGAGAAUUUUAGAAGAGUUGGAAAUUAAUGAAGAAGUUUAUGAUAAUAACAGUAAUGAUAACAAUUUAAGAGCACCACAUGUUCAUGAAUACUUAUCUCGAGUUAUGUAUAAUAGAAGACUGAAGAUGAAUCCAUUAUGGAAUGCAAUUAUAGUUGGUGGAUUUGAUGACGAUGGAUUACCAUUUUUGAAGUAUGUCGACUUAUUGGGUGUUUCUUAUGGUUCAAGUACUUUAGCCACUGGGUUUGGUUCCUAUUUGGCAAUUCCGCUUUUAAGAAAAUUAAUUCCUGAUGAUUCAAAAUAUUAUGAAAUUAGUGAAUCUCAAGCUAAACAAGCAAUUCAAGAUAGUUUGAAAGUUUUAUAUUAUAGAGACGCUAGAGCAAGCGAUAAAUACUCUUUGGUUACCAUUAGAAGUAAUCAAGGUUCUAAGACUGUCGAUUUACAACAAGAUGUUAAAGUCGAAGGUCAAAGUUGGAAAUUCGCAAGAGAUAUUAAAGGUUAUGGUAGUACUCAGCAAUAG
Molecule: messenger RNA, 816 nt
Organism: Hyphopichia burtonii NRRL Y-1933
Lineage: Eukaryota; Fungi; Ascomycota; Pichiomycetes; Serinales; Debaryomycetaceae
Product: proteasome core particle subunit beta 7
Exons: 1
Coding region: 1-816 (271 amino acids)
Cellular component (GO): proteasome core complex
Source: RefSeq, a predicted model, not a curated record